Musa acuminata subsp. malaccensis (wild Malaysian banana) is the source of this 800-nucleotide messenger RNA. RefSeq lists its product as uncharacterized. The record is from RefSeq and is a predicted model, not a curated record. Lineage: Eukaryota; Viridiplantae; Streptophyta; Magnoliopsida; Zingiberales; Musaceae.
GAGAAGAGAUGAAAGGAGACAAGGCGGCGAGCCAGCUGACCCUGGAAGAGUACGCCGGAUUCUUCCGCAACUCCCACCUCUGCCACCACCUCUCCCAUGACCAGCUUAACCAGAUCCCAGUUUCCCGUACUAGAAAUCCUUGGGGAGAAGAGCAAGAAGGAGAAGAAAAGAGAGGGUUUUAGGUUUUUUUCUUUGAAAUUUGAUGUCGUCCUUACUCUGUGGUUUGAUGGUUAUCAGAUCGUCUACAUGCAUGGAUUCCUGAAGCUGCACCGAUUGCAAAAGGCGUUCAUCGUGGACGCUCUCAACUCGCUGGAGCUGAUGCGCCCGGACAGGUCGACCGUGCAGGGCCAGGUGGCGACGCCGGUGGGCGUGGAGCUGUCACUGGAGGAAGCGAAGCAGGACAUUGCGGCGCUCGGGUGGCAGGAGUGUCCAUUGGGGUCUAUCAUCACGGUCGGGACCGCCGCAGAUGCAGUGGAGGCUGCAGUGCCCGUGUCCGUCUCCACCAGUCUCAGUCACUCGAAGCCAUCGUCCGCUGCAGGAGGCGGCGCUCAGCACAAGAGUAGUGGCAAGAAGAAGAGGAAACGGAUGUCGGCUGCUGUGGCUUCACAGCCUUCGCUGCCACCACAAAUGUAAGAGAAAACUAGUGAAAGUGAGUGUUGUUCCUUAUCACUUACAUUUUGCUACUGUACAGAGUAGACUAAUACUAGUUCUAAUGCAAGCUUAUAACUUGUAAAAAAGAAUGCCUUUGUAGAUUUUGCAUCCUUGUCUAAUUAAAUCUUGUUUACCUUCCAGCACAUCUU